Molecule: messenger RNA, 993 nt
Organism: Durio zibethinus
Lineage: Eukaryota; Viridiplantae; Streptophyta; Magnoliopsida; Malvales; Malvaceae
Source: RefSeq, a predicted model, not a curated record
AUGAUUCCAGCAUGCUUCAGCCACCCUAACACACUGUCAAGCAGCUCUCAAGUGCCUCAAAACCUUAUUACCUCCAUCUACCAAACUCAACUCUGCAACUCGCCAACGUAUCUCACACUUACAUGGUCAAAAAACCUCUUCUCCCAUUCCUUAACAAUCUAUGCUGCUGACUCCUUCUCCAUCACCAUUUCUCUUUCCCCCUCAGCCUUCUCAUUUUUCAGAAACAGACCAGGCUCCAAAUCCAUCUAUUUAACCCACCAUCAUUACCAAAGAAUCAAGCUAUAUUGGGACUUCACCAGGGCCGAGUUUGCUGAAAACUCAGCUGAGCCAGAGUCUUGCUUCUACAUUGCCAUUUCAUGCAAUGCCAGGCUAGAAUUCUUCCUUGGGGAUCUCCAGGAUGAAUUGACCAGGCGUUCUGGUUUGGUCAUGGCUCGCCAACUGCUCCCUGAACCAACGCUCUUGUCCAGGAGAGAACAUGUAUUUGGACGAAAGAGUUACAUUUCAAGAGCUAAGUUCUUGGGUUCUAAACAUGAAAUAGGCAUAGAAUGUGGAGGAGGUGUUCUGAAGGUAAAAGUUGAUGGUGAAACAAGCCUCGUUAUAAAAAGAUUAGCAUGGAAAUUUAGAGGGAAUGAGAGAAUUUAUAUCAACGGAAUUGAAGUAGAAUUUUAUUGGGAUGUGUUCAAUUGGGUCAAUAGUGACAAUAAUAGUAAUACCAAUGGUCAUGGUGUGUUUAUUUUUCAAGUUGGUGAUGGUGGUGUAUGGCCUGAAAUGGUAGGGCCAGAGAAGAGGUUGAUGAGGAAAAGCUUGUCAUCGGUGGCGGGUUCGGCACCGAUGCCAUCGAUGAGUUUGUCGCCAUCUCCGUCGUGUUCAAGUGUGCUGCAGUGGGCGGAGGAGAGCAGUGAUGGUGGAAGAAGCUCAUGCUCUUCAUCUACUAGGUCAUAUGGGAUCAAUGGAGGAUUCUCUUUGUUGUUGUACGCUUGGAAGAAGGAUUGA